UAUGCUAUCCAGAGCUGAUAUUACAAAGUGUUUUAUUAGAUACGCUUGUUUAAGCAAUUACAACCACGUGUUUCCAAGAAACUUUUAUUCUAACGAUCAGAAUAAGUUUUCUAAUGAUGAUCCGGACAAUGAAAGUUCAUCGGAGAAUUUAUUAAGUAUACACAGGCUAAAAAAUCCAACUUCAAAAGUUAUUUGCCCCAAACAACUUAGGGUUGCUAUAAUAGGAGCUCCAAAUGCUGGAAAAUCGACUUUAACAAAUAAAAUACUGGGUUGGAAGGUUGCUCCAGUAUCAUGCAAAGUACAUACAACAAGAUUUAGAACAAUGGGAGUUUUUACAGAAGGAGAUUCUCAAAUUGUAAUAUUGGAUACACCAGGUUUAAUAGAGAGUGGUAAAUUGAAAAGACAUAAUUUAGAAGAUAGCCUUCUAAUUGAUCCACACAUAGCUCUGUUGGAAGCCGAUUUGAUUGCUGUUACGGUUGAUGUAUCACCUAUAUGGUAUCGAUCAUCUCUCCAUUCCGAAAUUGUUAAAGCAUUGCAUAUGCACUCAAAUAAGCGUUCAAUUCUUCUACUGAACAAAGUUGAUUUAUUAAAAAAUAAGAAUGAAUUAUUUAAAAUCACAAAAUCAUUAACAGGAGGCAUAGUUGAUGGCCGAAGAGAUUUCGCUAUCAGAAAUUCUCGAAAGUAUCCAAAAGAGUCAGUGAUAAAAGAAAUAAAUUAUAACUUUCCUCCAUUGCUGAUGAACGAUGCAGGAAAAGCUGAUUUGGAAUCAAAGGAUGGUUGGAAAGCUUAUAAUAAAAGAUUACAAGCCGUUGGGAAUUUAACAACUAGUUAUUGGACCAAAUUUGAAAGGGUCUUUAUGUUAAAUUCACUUGAAGGAGAUGGUAUAUAUGAUUUGAAGACAUAUCUCUUGGAGACAGCAAAAGCAGUAGAUAAAUGGGAUUACGACGAAACACUAGUGACGAACCAAUCUCCUUAUCGUCUAGUCAAGCAAUGCGUAUGGGAAGCUUUGUUAGACUCGGAUUUACCCGCUGAAAUUCCCUAUAACAUUAAGAUUAAAAUUAAAGUAUUAACCGAAAGUGAAGAAGAUAGCCUCCUCCGAGUAGGGAUUGAUCUUCUAUGUUUCAAUAAUAGACAAUUAAGUGGAGUUAUAGGAAAUGACGGUCAAAAGGUAGCUCUAAUAGCUCGUAAAGCCAAACAAAAUAUGAUGGAUACGUUUAAAUGUGAUAUGAGUUUAAAACUUGCUGCUAAACGGAUAACUAAAAAAAAAACAUAA
Dimorphilus gyrociliatus is the source of this 1273-nucleotide messenger RNA. The record is from the annotation of a GenBank genome assembly. Lineage: Eukaryota; Metazoa; Annelida; Polychaeta; Dinophilidae.